AUGAAGCCAAUGAAGAAGGCUUGCACUGGCCUUUCAGGUCCUGGCAGCGGCAGCAAGUCCCCACCAGCCACCAGGGCCAAAGCUCUGAGGCGGCGAGGGGCUGGGGAGGGUGACAAACCAGAGGAGGAGGAUGAUGAGGCGCAGCAGCAACAGCAGCAGCAGCAGCCUGGGCCAGAAGACGCUGAAGAGGCUGAGGAGGAGGAAGCUGAGCGGGGCCCCGAGCCUGAGGGCCCACCCCCGGAGCUACACCCUGGUGACCCAACCCCAGGCCCUGCUGAGGACCCCAAGGGGGACGGGGAGGCAGGCCGCUGGGAACCCUCACUCAGCCGUAAGACAGCCACAUUCAAGUCUCGGGCGCCCAAGAAGAAGUAUGUGGAGGAGCAUGGGGCUGGCAGCGGUGGGGUGGCUGGGGCCCCUGAAGAACGGGUGCGGACCCCUGAGGAGGCCAGUGCCCUGGGUGUGCCUCCACGGCCACCCACCUCCGCCCGCUCCUCCUCCACUGACACAGCCAGCGAGCACUCAGCGGACUUGGAGGAUGAGCCGGCCGAGGCUUGUGGUCCAGGCCCCUGGCCCCCCGGUAGCACCAGUGGUGGCUAUGACUUGCGGCAGCUGCGGUCCCAGCGGGUGCUGGCUCGGCGUGGUGAUGGCCUAUUCCUGCCAGCUGUGGUACGCCAGGUGCGCCGAAGCCAGGAUCUGGGUGUGCAGUUCUCUGGUGACCGGGCCCUGACUUUCUACGAGGGGGUGCCAGCAGGCAGUGGUGUGGAUGUGGUUUUGGAUGCCAUACCGCCACCAGGUGCGCUGGUGGUAGGCACAGCUGUCUGUACCUGUGUGGAGCCUGGUGUGGCUGCAUACCGGGAGGGUGUGGUGGUGGAGGUGGCCACCAAGCCAGCUGCCUACAAAGUCCGUCUCAGUCCUGGCCUCAGCUCCCAGCCAGGCCCACCAGGUAGCCUACCACAGCCCCCACAGCCACUGCACCGUGAGCCUGAAGAGGCCGUAUGGGUGGCCCGCUCCAGCCUGCGCCUGCUGCGGCCUCCCUGGGAGCCUGAGGCCCUGCUGAGGAAGCCCCCCACAGGCCCUGAGGAAGAGCAGGCUGAGCCUGGGGCCACCCUGCCACCCUGCCCUGUUGCCCUGGACCCCAAGCAGCCUGAGGAUGCUGAGGUCUCCAAGAUCAGCUUUGGUGGCAACCUGGGUGCUCACUGUGAGGAGGGUGAGGAGAAGCACCCACCAGCCCUGGGCACCCCGGCCCUGCUACCACUGCCUCCACCCCAGCUCCUGUCACCGCCACCCAAGUCCCCAGCCUUUGUGGGACCUGGCCGCCCUGGUGAGCAGCCUUCGCCCUGCCAGGAGGGGAGCCAGGGUGGCAGCCGUAGCAGCAGCGUGGCCUCACUGGAGAAGGGGGCUGCGCCAGCAGCCCGGGCCCGCACACCACUGACAGCUGCCCAGCAGAAGUAUAAGAAAGGCGAUGUGGUCUGCACACCUAAUGGAAUCCGAAAGAAGUUCAACGGCAAGCAAUGGCGACGGCUGUGCUCACGAGAUGGCUGCAUGAAGGAGUCACAGCGGCGGGGCUACUGCUCGCGCCACCUAUCCAUGCGAACCAAAGAGAUGGAGGGCCUGGCGGAGAGUGGGCCUGGUGGAGCAGGGCGGCCGGCUGGUGUGGCAACCCGUGAGGGCAGCACCGAAUUUGACUGGGGUGAUGAGACAUCGCGCGACAGUGAGGCCAGCAGCGUAGCAGCCCGUGGAGACUCACGGCCACGCCUGGUGGCCCCCGCUGACUUGUCACGCUUUGAGUUUGACGAGUGUGAGGCGGCUGUGAUGCUGGUGUCAUUGGGCAGCUCACGCUCGGGCACACCCUCCUUCUCGCCCGUGUCUACACAGUCGCCCUUCUCACCAGCUCCAUCACCCUCACCCUCACCUCUCUUUGGCUUCCGCCCCGCCAACUUCAGCCCCAUCAAUGCCUCGCCGGUCAUCCAGCGCACCGCAGUUCGCAGUCGCCACCUGAGUGCCAGCACCCCUAAGGCAGGUGUGCUGACACCACCAGACCUAGGCCCCCACCCACCGCCACCUGCCCCCAGAGAGCGCCAUUCCUCUGGCAUCCUACCUACCUUCCAGACCAACUUGACCUUUACCGUGCCCAUCAGCCCCGGGCGGCGGAAGACAGAGCUGUUGCAGCACCCAGGGGCCUUGGGGGCCCCUGGCACAGGGGGUGGAGGAGCCGCCCCAGACUUCCCUAAGAGCGACAGCUUAGACUCUGGUGUGGACUCGGUGUCCCACACGCCUACACCCUCCACACCGGCUGGCUUCCGGGCUGUGUCACCUGCCGUGCCCUUCUCUCGUUCCCGCCAGCCUUCACCAUUGCUGCUGUUGCCUCCACCUGCUGGUCUGACCUCGGAUCCGGGGCCUUCUGUGCGCAGGGUGCCUGCCGUACAGCGGGACUCACCUGUUAUUGUCCGCAACCCUGAUGUGCCACUACCCUCCAAAUUUCCUGGGGAGGUGGGCACUGCUGGUGAGGCACGGCCUGGGGGACCUGGGCGGGGCUGCCGUGAGACCCCAGUCCCCCCUGGGGUUGCCAGUGGGAAGCCUGGCCUGCCCCCACCUCUGCCAGCCCCUGUGCCCAUCACCGUGCCUCCAGCUGCACCAACUGCCGUUGCCCAGCCGAUGCCCACCUUUGGCUUGGCUUCUUCACCCUUCCAGCCUGUGGCCUUCCACCCCUCACCUGCUGCUCUGUUGCCCGUCCUGGUGCCCAGCAGCUAUAGCAGCCAUCCUGCCCCCAAGAAGGAAGUCAUCAUGGGCCGACCUGGAACAG
Messenger RNA from Carlito syrichta (Philippine tarsier), 2803 nucleotides. Its product is annotated as protein capicua homolog. Lineage: Eukaryota; Metazoa; Chordata; Mammalia; Primates; Tarsiidae. Gene Ontology annotation, biological process: regulation of transcription by RNA polymerase II. The transcript has a single exon. The annotation marks the transcript as partial. Gene Ontology annotation, cellular component: nucleus. The record is from RefSeq and is a predicted model, not a curated record. Gene Ontology annotation, molecular function: DNA-binding transcription factor activity, RNA polymerase II-specific; RNA polymerase II transcription regulatory region sequence-specific DNA binding.